This is a messenger RNA of Vombatus ursinus (common wombat), 1845 nucleotides long. RefSeq names its product lipase member N-like. The transcript has 11 exons. Gene Ontology annotation, molecular function: hydrolase activity, acting on ester bonds. The coding region runs from base 278 to 1471 and encodes 397 amino acids. The record is from RefSeq and is a predicted model, not a curated record. NCBI's taxonomy places the organism in Eukaryota, Metazoa, Chordata, Mammalia, Diprotodontia, Vombatidae.
CAGCUAUGUAUACCGCUGAUGAAAAUUGGAUCAAAUGAACAGGGGCAUUUGCUUGCUUCUGAUAAGUGUGUGAUCUUUCCCUUCCUUUUCUUCAGAAAGUAUUAAGCUCUGCCACCAUCUCUGAUCCUGCCAUUGCUAAGCCUGCAUCUCAACACGUGAAGCUGUUGGCACUUCCAGCUUUUGGAACCUGGCAAUGAAAGACUUCAUGAGCAAAUUUAGUAAUUGCCUUGACUGGGUCUACACAUAAAAGGAAGCAAGGAAUCUAGGUAAACCUGAGAUGUGGCUCUUUUCUGCAGUAAUAUAUUUCACCUAUGGAAUUCUAAAUGCCCAUGGAUUCUCUGACUCAAAAUAUCCUGUGGAACCCGAAGUGUCGAUGAAUAUUAGUGAGCUCAUCACCUACUGUGGCUACCCCAGUGAGGAAUACUACAUCCCAACUGAAGAUGGUUACAUACUUAACGUCAAUCGAAUUCCCCAUGGUCAAAGACCUCCUGAGGAAAAAGGUGCAAGGCCUGUGGUGUAUUUGCAACAUGCCCUCUUUGCAGAUAACGCCUCCUGGCUCCUGAACCAGCCCAACGGGAGCCUGGGUUUUCUUCUAGCAGAUGCUGGGUACGACGUAUGGAUGGGCAACAGCCGAGGCAACACUUGGUCCAGAAGACACAAGACCCUCUCAGCUGAGCAAGAAGAAUUCUGGGCCUUCAGUUUUGAUGAAAUGGGCAGGUACGACCUCCCAAGUGUGAUCAACUUCAUCGUACAAAAGACUGGGCAAGAGAAGCUGUAUUUUGUCGGCCACUCACUGGGCACUACCAUAGGGUUUAUUGCUUUAGCCACUAGACCAGAAGUGGCCCGAAGAAUCAAAAUGAAUUUUGUCCUGGGUCCAGUGGCUUCAUUCAAAUAUCCCAAGAGUAUCUUUGCCAAUUUCUUUUUCCUUCCGCAGUCGGUCAUCAAGGCUCUUUGGGGAAACAAAGGUUUCCUGUUAGAAGAUUCUGUAAAGAAAAUACCUUCUAUGAAAUUGUGCAACCGGAAAGUCUUCUCCUGGAUAUGUUCUGGGUUUCUCACCUUGUGGGCUGGAUUUGACAUCAAAAAUCUGAAUGUGAGCCGAACUUCUAUCUACUUUUCCCAUUCUCCUUCUGGGACAUCAAUACAAAACAUUUUGCAUUUGAAACAGCUUUUCCGAUCGGACGAGUUCAGAGCUUACGACUGGGGUAGCAAGGACGAGAAUAUGCGUCAUUACAACCAGAGCAUCCCUCCACUCUAUGACUUGACUACCAUCAAGGUGCCCACAGCCAUCUGGGCUGGUGGGAAAGAUCUCCUUGUUGACCUUCGUGAUGUAGCCAUGCUACUCCCCAAAAUCAAGAAUCUCCGUUUCUAUGAGAUGCUGCCAGACUGGAACCAUGUAGACUUCAUCUGGGCCCUUGAUGCACCUGAAAGGGUUUACAGUAAAAUCAUCUCGCUGAUGAGGCAGAACCUAUAAAGAAGGGUCAAUCAUCCUAGAUGUCCACGGCUAAGGAGUCCAUCAGGGGCACAGUCCAUAAGCAAAGAGGCAGACUUUCCUUUCAGCUCCUUCACUUCUUGCUCAGUGCCCACCAAGGUAGCCCAAUGCUACCCAAGUCUCCUUGAGGCCCUGUGUCCUCCUUCCCCCUCCUCUGAACUUCUGCUAUCUUGAAUCUCAUGUAAGAGGCUCUAUGGGAUAGUGGAAAAUCCCAUCUGGGGAUCAAGGAAAAGACAUUUAGCCUCGUCAUUAAAGGAGGGAAGAAGUAAGGAAAAGGGAAGGGAAUGGGUGGGCACUUCUAUAGCAUCUGUGUGGUAUGGCUGAACUGAAAGUCAAGAAGACCCAGUUUAAACCUC